Molecule: messenger RNA, 1929 nt
Organism: Exophiala aquamarina CBS 119918
Lineage: Eukaryota; Fungi; Ascomycota; Eurotiomycetes; Chaetothyriales; Herpotrichiellaceae
Product: methylenetetrahydrofolate reductase (NADPH)
Exons: 1
Coding region: 1-1929 (642 amino acids)
Biological process (GO): tetrahydrofolate interconversion
Cellular component (GO): cytosol
Molecular function (GO): FAD binding; methylenetetrahydrofolate reductase [NAD(P)H] activity
Source: RefSeq, a predicted model, not a curated record
AUGCAUAUCUCAAAGAAGUUGGCUCUCGCCCGUGAGGCCAAUAAGCCCACCUUCUCCUUCGAAUUCUUCCCUCCAAAAACUGCCCAAGGCGUCCAAAACCUCUACGAUCGUAUGGACCGCAUGCACGAUCUCGGCCCGGCCUUCAUUGAUAUUACGUGGGGCGCAGGAGGCCGCCAUUCUACCCUGACAAUGGAGAUGGUAAAAGCCAGUCAAUCACAAUAUGGUCUCGAAACAUGUAUGCAUCUUACCUGCACCGACAUGGAAAGGUCUCAGAUUGAUGACGCCCUUCGCUGUGCCUACAAAGCCGGAUGCACCAAUAUUCUCGCUCUCCGUGGAGACCCACCGAGGGACCAAGACAAAUGGGAGGUCAAAGCAGGCGGCUUUCGCUAUGCCAAAGAUCUUGUCAAGUACAUCAAAGCCAAGUAUGGCGAUCAUUUCGAUAUUGGUGUGGCCGGCUAUGCUGAAGGUUGUGAUGAUCACAGAGACGUCGAUCUUUUGGUCGAACAUCUAAAGGAGAAAGUUGACGCUGGUGCCUCGUUCGUUGUCACCCAAAUGUUCUAUGACGUGGAUAUUUUCCUGAGCUGGGUCAAUAAAUGUCGUGCUCGUGGCAUUGACGUUCCUAUCAUUCCGGGAAUCAUGCCCAUUUCGACCUAUGCGGCAUUCAUGCGCCGGGCCGACUGGACUAAAUGCCGGGUUCCCCCAAACUGGUUUGAGGCGCUCAAUCCUGUAAAAAACGACGAUGCAGCAGUUCGCGAUAUUGGCAAGGACCUUCUUGCCGAGUUGUGUCGGCGUCUCCUCGAUGCCGGCAUUUUACAUCUGCAUUUCUACACCAUGAACUUGGCCCAAUCCACCAGGUUGAUCCUCGAAGAACUAUCAUUGACCCCUGAUACCUCCGGCACCCCAUUGGAGAAGCCUUUGCCAUGGAGGCAGUCCCUAGGUUUGAACCGCCGGGACGAGACCGUCAGGCCGAUAUUUUGGCGCAAUCGCAAUACUUCCUACGUUGCCCGAACUGCCGAUUGGGACGAGUUUCCCAAUGGGCGAUGGGGGGACAGUCGAAGUCCUGCGUUUGGCGAACUUGACGCUUACGAUAUUGGUCUGAAGGGGACCAACGAAAUAAACAUCAAACUUUGGGGCAAGCCCAGAUCUCUUCGCGAGGUCACAACGUUGUUCACACGGUUCAUUGAGGGUGACUUGGACAGACUCCCGUGGAGCGAGGGCGGAAUCAGUUCUGAAGCCGACAGCAUCAAGGCCAAUUUACUCCAUUUGAACAAGAAUGGAUUCCUCACCAUCAAUUCUCAGCCUGCUGUCGACGGAGCACCAUCAUCACACCCCGUUUAUGGAUGGGGUCCAAGCGGGGGAUGGGUCUAUCAGAAGGCGUAUCUUGAGUUGUUGAUUUUCCCUUCUAUCUUCGACACUGUACUUCAACGGCUGAAUGCCAACAAGAAUUUGACAUACUAUGCUGUCAACCAGAAGGGCCAACUUCUCACCAAUACCAAAGACGAAGGCCCGAAUGCAGUCACAUGGGGAAUCUUCCCAAACCGUGAGAUUGUGCAGCCUACCAUUGUCGAGACCGUCUCUUUCUUGGCAUGGAAGGAUGAAGCCUUCCGUCUAGGCCAGGAUUGGUCCAAAUGCUAUGCUCCAGGUUCUGCAAGCAGGAAGCUCAUCGAAGCCAUCAUGAGCCAGUGCUACUUGAUCAAUAUUGUCAACAAUGAUUUCCACCAGACCCAUGAAAUCUUCAAGAUAUUUGACAGCCUUGAAGUUGAGGACCUCGACAAGGCUUUCGAAGACACUCCAGCAGCUGAGUCGAGGAAUGGUGAAAGAAAGGUUCUGAACAGUGGCGCCAAAUCGCCUGAUAUUGACCAGAGUGUUGUCAACGGUGAUCGAGGAACGAUCCCAUUCCAGACAAAUGGUGCUAAUCAUGCGAAUUGA